Messenger RNA from Paramecium octaurelia, 812 nucleotides. NCBI's taxonomy places the organism in Eukaryota, Ciliophora, Oligohymenophorea, Peniculida, Parameciidae. The record is from the annotation of a GenBank genome assembly.
AGAUUUCAAUAAUGAGAACCCUAUAUUAUGUCUAAUUUAAGCGUAUCUCAUUAAUGCAUCCUAAUUGUCAUCAAUAAUGUACAGAGUCAAAUUUAUAAAGAUGGACUGCCAUCAUAGCAUUUAUUUUAUAUUAGUCAUGUAUCAAGAAUCAAAACGAGUAGGCAUUGAAUGUUUGCGGCUACUUGUUCUUUGGAUUUUGUAUCCCAUUUUCUAUUUCAAUCUAUCCAUUCUUCACUCAUGACUAUGGUUUUGCUGGUAUCAGUUGUUGGAUCAAAGAAGAUGUAAUUAAUUCUUAACAACCUUAGAUUACCAAUCCCGAGAGAAGCACUAUCAUUAGAUAUAUCAAUUUCUAUAUUCCAUUGAUUUUGAUCAUCCUCUAUAACUCAGGUGUAUACAUAUAUAUCAUAUGCAAAUUAUAUGGAAUAUCACAAUAAUAAACCAAAUUUAUCUAUAAAAUGGUAUCCUACCCAUUGAUAUUGAUAAUAUGUUGGAUAUUUACAGCAUUCAAUAGAACCUAUGAAGAGAUCGCAUAAUAAUAACAUAUAUGGUUGCUCUACCUCUCAAAGGCCCUAUCCGGAUUGAUGGGUUUUUUCAAUUACUUAGGUUAUGGAUUCACUCCUUAAGUAAGGGAUUCUUGUUCCCUUUAUUGCUGCUAAAAGAACACAAAGACCUUUUCAGUUGAGGUUGAAAUGAAGCAUGAACAAAAUAACGAAAAUAAUCAAAAUACUGAGGAAGUAGACUCAAGAAAUUCGGUAAACUCACAAAGAGACAGCGUCUAAGGAGAAUUAAGUUUUAUAGCUGAAUUGUAUUGA